AUGUCGCCCACCGACUCUCACGACAGCGAGCCUCGCCGCUCCAUUGAGACAUUGCAGAUACAGGAUGACAACGCCGCCGGCGGGACAAGUCUCCCGCCAACAGACCACGGCCGCGAUGCGUAUUUGGCCCUCGCCUGCUGCACCGUCGCCCAGGCGCCAAUCUGGGGCAAGCCAACCCCUCCCUCGCUGAAGCUCUUCUCUUCCAUCCCUUUUGCCACAGGCUAUUCCGUCGCCUUUGGCAUCUUCCAAGAGUACUACACCAGCGACGAGAGCCCCAUUAAGGCGCCGCCCGGCGCCUUCGCCACCAUCGGUGCCCUCCAGAUGGGUGUCAUGUACCUCAUGAUGCCCGUCGCCUUCAUGGCGCUGAGCUGGUUCCCGCGGCUGCGCCCUUGGUGCGGCCCGCUGGGGCUGGCCGUCACCGUCGCGAGCCUCUGCGCGUCGGCGUACGCGACCACCGUCGGCGGCCUCAUCGCCACCCAGGGCGCGCUGUACUCGGUCGGCUGCGGGCUCCUCUUCAGCCCCGUAUCCCAGUACAUGGACGAGUGGUUCUCGGCCCGCAAGGGCCUCGCCUACGGCGUCAUGUGGGCCGGCAAGUCGCUCGUCGGCAUGAUCAUGCCCUUCGUCUUCAGCGGCCUGCUCGCCCGCCUCGGCCUGCGCGCCACGCUGCUGUCCUGGGCCGGCGCGUCCGCCGUGCUGACGCUGCCGACGCUCUUCUUCCUCCGGCCGCGCGUGCCGCUGCGCCUGCAAGCCGCGCGCCGCCGCGUGUCGCUCGGAUUCCUCCGGCAGACGUCGUUCUGGAUGAUGCAGGUCGGCAUCGUGCUGCAGGCGCUCGGCUACGUCAUGCCGAGCACGUACAUGGCGAGCUAUGCGACCGACGUCGGCUACGCGUCCAUCACGAAGCCGAUCCUCAUCUCCAUGUUCUCGCUGUCCGGCACCUUUGGCGCGCUCUUCCUCGGCAUGAUGAGCGACCGCCUUGACGCGACGCGGGUCGUCCUUAUCUCCGCCCUCGGCAGCGCGGCGCCCGUCUUCCUUCUCUGGGGGCUCAGCCGGCACCUCGCCAACGUCAUCGCGUUCGCGCUCGUGUACGGCUUCUUCGCGGGCGGCUUCAGCUCGACGUGGACGAGCAUGACGCGCGAGAUCCAGCGCGACGACCGGACGGCCGAUCCGUCGCUGCUGUUUGGCUUGCUCAUGGGCGGGCGCGGCGUUGGAUUUGUCGCGGGCGGGCCGCUGAGUGUAUGGCCCAAUGAUUCUCUGUACAGGGCUGACUGCCAUCUUGUCCGCGUGGGCCCCGUUCUGGAAGAUCUCCAAGAUGCUCAAGUCGAGCGCGAAUCCGUCCAGGGUCAGCACAACUUGAAGAAGCUGCUUUGCUCUCCUCCCGCUGUUCAACCUUGCAAUCCGAAUCCGCAACCGGAUCUGCUAGAAACACAGCAAAAUCUCCCUGUUGAAUCAUUGAAUCAAAGGACAAAAGUUUUGAAAAUACCGCCUGCCAUCUCAGAAAAAGAAGAGCUAUUGCUCAAACGUAUGGAAAAAGACGAAGAUUGGUGGAAAUACAUAUUAGAUUUUCAGAACAGCCACUCGGACCUUAGUCGGAAUCUACACAAUGUAAUUCCCGAGCUUUCCAACGCUGGAAGAUUCCACAACGAGCACGCUACGGUCGCCCAGGCCUUGGCAACAACAAGAGCUGUCCAGGAUCGGGAAAGUCUUUUCUUUGUCAAAUCCUUGCUUCGGCCGUUGUGGAUGGAGGCUGGCAAGCGUACGCUGGGUAUGCCAACAGUCACCCAGCUGAACCGAAGCCGCGCGCAGAUCAUCUACACGUCUCCCCAGAAUGAGCAAUGUAAGGAUGCCAUCAAGCGAUUUAAGCUCUCAAACCCGGAAAAACGAGUUUGCCGGUUGUAUGGCUACAACAGAGAAUUGCAAGCUCUAAUCCGCAGCGAUGACGAGGUUGAACCAGACCAGGAUGAUGGGCCCAACAGCAAUGUCGCCACCAAAUUUCACAAAGCUCUAAAUCAGCUCAUGGAAAAAUCGGCACUUAAGCACGAAGACCCGAGAAACCCGCGGUUGGAUCCUGAUAGCCUAUCAUCACUUGUGCGCGCAACCGCAAGAGGCGAGGAUCUUCGAGAAUUGAAAAUGAGCUGGGAUCUUUGGAGAGAAGACAAGCCGCAAUGGUUUUAG
Molecule: messenger RNA, 2172 nt
Organism: Cordyceps fumosorosea ARSEF 2679
Lineage: Eukaryota; Fungi; Ascomycota; Sordariomycetes; Hypocreales; Cordycipitaceae
Product: MFS monocarboxylate transporter
Exons: 4
Coding region: 1-2172 (723 amino acids)
Biological process (GO): transmembrane transport
Cellular component (GO): fungal-type vacuole membrane
Molecular function (GO): transmembrane transporter activity
Source: RefSeq, a predicted model, not a curated record